Messenger RNA from Drosophila novamexicana, 1634 nucleotides. It is a transcript of the gene wcd, whose product is annotated as U3 small nucleolar RNA-associated protein 18 homolog. Gene Ontology annotation, molecular function: protein binding. The transcript has a single exon. The record is from RefSeq and is a predicted model, not a curated record. Gene Ontology annotation, cellular component: Pwp2p-containing subcomplex of 90S preribosome; small-subunit processome. The coding region runs from base 85 to 1611 and encodes 508 amino acids. Gene Ontology annotation, biological process: rRNA processing. Lineage: Eukaryota; Metazoa; Arthropoda; Insecta; Diptera; Drosophilidae.
UCAAAAUACUUCUACUGUGUCGGGAUUUCCUUUAAACGCAAAUUACAGCAGAAAUUAAGUGCAUUUAAAAAAAUAAAUAUCGAAAUGAGCGACGACGAGUCUAGUGAUGGCCUGGAGGACCUGCAGGAGCUGAUGGCCAUGUAUGCCAAGCAUGAACACAAACCGCCCAAAACUAGACGGAAGUCGGGCGCGGACGAAGUGGAAUCAGCCUAUGUGGAGGUGCCCACGGAAAAGUUGAUUUUCGGCGAUAAGCAAACGUUUCUAUCGAACUUGGCCAAGUCGGUGGGCAAGAAACGCGCCAAGAGCGACAGCGAGAGUAAGGCAGCGGCAGCUGCUGACGACGAGGCGGACACAGCAGAGGAGACGGCCAAGAAACACAAACCCGCCUGGACAGACUCGGACGAUGAGGACCUAGAAGUGGGCGAGGUGAAGCGACGCACGCGACACUCGGGCCCCUUGACGCACUUGCGCAAAGACAAAUCAUACAAGGAAUAUUUGACGGCGCGCUUUCAACGCACUAUCAACCAGCCGAAGUGGGCGUCGCUGGAACAGAAGCAGGAUGCAGAUGAUUCAGAUGAAUCUGAGGAGGAACCACUGCUCAAAACCGUGGGCUUCAUUGAUCGCAAGGCCAAGGCGCAGGGCCUGCAGCCCAAAACGUUGAACUUUAAGCGCACAAAGGAUCUGAAUCGCGCCACCUACAGCGAGGGCUGCGUGUCGAGCAUCCAAUUCCAUCCGACCAGCACCGCUGCACUAGUUGCCGGCGAGAGCUGCCUGGCCAGCAUUUACAGCGUGGACGGGCAAAAGAACGAGAAGCUGCAUAGCAUGCGCUUUCAGAAGUUCCCACUGACCUGUGCCCGGAUCACGCCCUGCGGCACCAAAGCCUUCUUCGGCUCGCUGAGGCCCUUCUACUAUUCAUAUGAUCUGCUGGAGGCCAAGGAAACCAAGCUGAUGCUGCCCCGCAGCAUACGCUACUUUCGUCGCUUUGAGGUCUCGCCCUGCGGCAAAUAUAUCGCAGCGCCCGGCAAGUUUGGCGCCAUUCAUUUGCUGACCAGCCACACGAACGAGCUGCUGCACAGCUUCAAGCAGGAGGGUGUGGUGCGUGGCAUGUGCUUUACGGCCGACUCGCAGCGUUUGCUCUGCAGCAGCUCCGAGUGCAAUGUGAACGUGUUGUCGCUGCGUCAGAACUGCAUCGAGCACAGUUUCAUCGAUGAUGGCUGCGUCAGCGGCCGGGUGCUGCAGCUGUCGCCCAAUCAACGCAUGCUGGCCACCGGCAGCAACGAGGGCGUGGUCAAUGUGUACGACUACGAGAGCAUCUACAAGUCGACCGUGCCGCAGCCGGAGAAGCGUUUCAUGAAUCUGCGCACGGGCAUCACGGAUCUACUCUUCAACCACACCUCCGAGCUGCUGGCCAUGGGCUCGCGCCAGGUGCCUAAUGCGCUGAAAAUGGCGCAUUUUCCCAGCGCCACAGUCUACGCCAAUUUCCCGGGUCAGAGCGAGCAGCUGGGCCACGUGAACACCAUUGCCUUCUCGCCCAACAGCGGCUAUUUCGCACUGGGCUGCAGGGGCAAAAAGGCGCCCAUGUUUAGACUUAAGUACUUCAAGAAUUAUUAAUAGGGCGGAGGAGCGAAUGUUGA